GUCUCUGUACCUGAGAAGAUUGAGUUUCCCUGUCGCAAACGUGCCGAUGCCAUCCGAGACGGUAGCUUGAAACCAAACCAGCUGUGUGAUGAGCAGGAUGCAUUACCGCCACCGGAGGAGCAAGAUGCUCAGCCUGUGCGGGAGCCAGGAGCCGUGUGGACGAGCCCGUCAGAGGAGCUGUACCUGAGGAUUUUCUCUUUCGAUUACCGAGUGUCGGUGAAACUCGCCGCCGCAGGCCAGAAUUCGGGAGCGCUGUGGAUGCCAUUUUGUUUUGACGAAUUGGAGCGAGAGUACGUUUGCGCAGUGGAUCAGUGGAUCGCUUGUUUAGCCCCGAUCAUGAUCCUAUCGCCCCCAUGUUUAACUUUCUCUGCGCCGUGUCAGUCACGGCCCCUGGCAGCAUGGAAGACUUGGUGGGACCCUGAAUUGCCAAAGGCCAUAGCUGAGUCCCUCAAUUCCCAUAUCGACCCAUUGCAGCUUCCAGGGAAGGGGUGUUUGCUGGCAAAUUCACAUUUCAAUGGAAAUUCGCUGAAAGAUCCCCAUACAGCGAAUGUCAGUGAAGCCAUGCUCUUAAAGUACCCUGAAAACCGGCAGCCAUCGGGGUAUCUUUUGGGAGACUCAGUGAUGCACCUCGAUGUGUUGUGGAAUGGCUCACUUCUAGGAGGUGUUCAAGAUUCACCCCUCAAAGAAAAGAGAAGAGAGAACGCAUUGGGGGAAGGUGGCAAAUUAAAGAAGUUGCUAUCUUAUGUGCGUUCUUCGGCAUUGAAAUCCGAGAAUGGCAAGACUCCAGAGAUUACAUAUUUGAAGGGCCUAGCGAACCAACGGCGUCGGGAGAAAACAACAUCGCCGGCAUCACCAAGUGCUAGCAGCCCCAGAAGUUUCUAUAGCGGGACCACGAUGAUUUUGGGGCAAGAUGCAGACGAGUCUCCACAGAGCAUCGAGAGUGACAACGGCAAUGAGAUCUUUGAGCAGACGAUGGCGCUUGAUCCUAACCAGCCCUGCAGCCAGUUGCACUUGGCAGAGUUUGCUGAACAAGAGCUUGGGUCUGAUUGUGCAUAUCUCAAGAGCUGGGCCAAAGGUGGAAGCCCAACCACACCGGAUGUUCCAAUGGACUCGGCUCCACCCAAGGAGUUGGAUCGCGUCUUCAAGACUGAACCUCUUGCGGCGCCUGUUCGCCCAGACAUGUUGGUUGAGCUACCGAAGCCCGAUGAUGCCACUGCAGCAAACCCCCGUGAUCAGCACCUCUUGAUCGACUCCAGGAAGCGAUCUCGAUGUGAAGAUGCAGCACCUGUAGAAGCAGGGACCAAAGAGCCAGCAACUUCGUCGGGAGCAAGUGACCUUGGUGCCAUUGAUGGUGCUUUGCCAAUUCCCCCAGGCAUGCCUGCAUGUGCACUUCCGCAGAGCUUUCGCAAAGGGAAGUUAUCUUAUACCAUCUCUAGCACCAAUACUAAAGCUCGAAUCGAAGUCCUCCUCAAGCAGCGUGCAUUUCGCAUCGUGAAGAUUGGGGAGAAAGAUGGAAAGCAAGUGUGCGAGAAGCCACCUGUGGCACAGAGACCUUGGAUGGGAAACAUUCAGAUCGCUUGGGACGAAAUUUGCAAGGAAGAAAUGAAGAAAACAACCAAAGCAAUUGCCAAGACAAACAGGAACCUGAAGAAGCAGCAGGGUCAUGAGAAGGAUGAUGCUAGCCUUGCCCGCCCAGUGGUUGGUAUUGCCCGGUCCUUGACAAAGUCACGGCUUGGAAGUGCUGCUGCGGAACAGAUGCGAAAGAUGCUCAUGCUGUUGGUUGCCGUGGAUGCCCCUCGCAUCCUGUUGCAGCUCACAAGCCUCAUUUUCAUGGCCAAUGGGGCGAUGAAGGAGGACAUUGACAUGUGUGAGUACUUUGCUGGGCAAAUGGCUGUGGCUUGGCUGGUAGUUACAAAGUGCUUUGCGCGGGCUGGGUUCAAGUCCGUGCCCUUUGAGAUCAACCUGCAGGGGUCUGCUGGUGACAUCCUGGACCCAAUUGGGACCAAGCGCUCCUUAUGGAACCCGCUUGGGGACCGACGGGUCCGGGCUGUAGAGGAUGCUAAUGCCUACACCCCUGAAUAUGGAUUCAGUACUCUAAGCGUUUGGUUGGCUGAAAAAGAACAGGAAGAACCAGAUUUGAGCUCGGUUCACAUUCCACCCAUCUGGGCAUACCUGCCCAAGAAGGACCGCUGGGAUGAUGCGAACAUCACAGAAGUGAUGCAGUUUUUGGGGUCCAAGCAGCACCAGCUUAGCUUUGGAUCUGGGUGUGUGGCCAUGGCUGCACAUCCAAGUCAGAUGCCACAGCCGGGUGAGAGCUUUGUCACUCCACAGGGUGAGAUGUCGACUUCAGCGGCAUCUUCAAUGCCUGGUGGCACCUCUAUCCCUUCCCAAGAGCUACCUGAUGCAUCCCAUGAGCUAGAUGGGGAAUCUAUGGCUGAUGAUGAGUUGAUGGCUUUGGAGAGGGAAGCUGACGCUGCUGUGCUUGCUCGUGUGGAGAAGGAGAGUUUGGGGGGUGGGGGAGCAACCAUGGAGCACCCCAGCAAAGCACCUGCAACCAUGGAGCACCCCAGCAAAGCACCUGCAACCAUAACCAUGGAGCCCCUCAGCAAAGCACCUGCAACCAUGGAGCACCCCAGCAAAACACCUGCAACCACGGAGCACCCCAGCAAAGCACCAUCACUCGUUGACUUGGUUCCACCCGUGCCCAAAUCCACUGUGCCUCCCAAUCCCAACAAACCUGUGCCGGAGCCCACACCACCUGUGACUGGCAACUUGGCCAAUGCCUUGGCCGGUGGGGAUGACAAGUUGACACCUAGUCAGUUGUGGUCACAAGAGAUUGAGGAUGAUGUAGCAAAGAUGCUUGCGAAAGUAGAUGGGGAAGAUCUCAAAAACAUGGUGGAAAGUGCCCGUGGGCACCCUGAGAUGAAAUCCUAUGUUGAAGGGGUUCGCUUGGAGAUUGGGAAUGAUGGGGCGUGGGAGUUUGGAGAGGAGGACGUGUAUGAGGAUAUGCUUGGGUUUGCAGUUUGGGUUAGGGCUCGUGCAAGCAUGCGCAAAGCAUUGGGGUUGGACUCCCCACCAACACCUGGCAGCAACACUUCUGCAGAGCCCGAAACACCUGCACCACCUGGUCCAGCAGAGCCCACAGCCCCUGUGCAUCCUCCAGCAGCAGAGCCCAAAGCAGAGCCCAACACAGCACCAGCUGUGCCCAAAGCAGCGGAGCCCAAAGCACCCGAUCCUCUUGCACACAAGGCAAAGUACCAGCAGUCUUUGCGCGCCUUGAGGGAUCCCAACAAUGCCAUGCCCCCUGACAUCGGCCUUUGUGGGGGGCCACCCGCUGGAGCUGCAGCAAGCACACCUCCACCCACCGUGCCUCCCCCUGCAGCACCACCUGCAACUGCAGCAAGCACACCUCCACCCACCAUGCCUCCCCCUGCAGCACCACCUGCAAAACCAGCAGCACCAGCACCCCACCAGCUGUCUGCAACAGUGGAUGCAGCUGCAGCAAAAGCGGCACCACCAUUGCCCACAUCGGUUUCCCACAGAUCAGAAUACAUGCAGUAUCUACGUGCUGCAAGGAACCCCAGGAAAAUGCCUGCAAGUUUGGUUGCAACCUUUACUGGAAGCAAACUUGACCUCUUCAGGCUGUGGCUUGAACGUGGACAGGACUUCAAUGCUUGUGAGGUGGAGAUCAAACGUCGCAAUACCCAGGCCAACAUUGCCAGCGCAAAGGAGAAGUAUAUGAGCAGGGCAGCUUUGAUCAAGGAUGGACGGUACAGGGAGACUGACAUUGACCUACUGAUCCAGCAGCGCACCAAGACAGGGGAAUGGAUUCCUGACGCCAACUUUCCUGACAGGGAAGACCUUCGUCAGUACCGGGUUGGGAAUGAAGAAGUGACCAGGGAAGUUCAGAACCGUCGGGAAGACACUCAGGAGGUGGGGUCCACAACCGAGUUGACUUCAACAGAGGCCUUGCUGCUGACCGAAGAUGGGGCUGACUUCUCGGACAGGGCUGUUCCUAGCAUCCAUGAUGUUCUGGGGGAGGGUGUUGCUGAGAGGGCAGGGGACACCACAGCACCCGACCCCAAAGCAAAAGCAAAGGCAAAGCCCAAACCAAAGGCAAAGGCAAGUGCUGGCGGGGCUGGUGAUGGUCCACCUAAGCUCAAGGAGGCUGAGGAAGCACGAACCCUUUGCAUUGCCAUCGAGGGCCUGGAAAUGGCCGGCGAGCUGGUGCAGGCGCUGCAAACCCACAGCACUGCCCUCACCACCCUCUACCGUGAGCUGCAUCAGCUGACCACGAAUGAGGUGAAUGACAUCAACCAAUAUUCGAAAUUGUUUGAUCAGGCGCACCUCAAAAGCGUCAACGACGCGAUGAGCUUCAUGCGAAUGCCCUUCAGAGAUACUCACAUGCUGCGCUUCGAGAUGGUCAAACCUCGAAAGCGAAACUUUUCCAGCUUCUUUGGCAGGUACCCAUUUGCAAUCAUUCCCAUGAGACUGUUGCCAAGCAAAGAGCUCCGGGCAAAGGCAAACAAGGUGAUCGUUCAAGCUAUUGCUUGGGACAGUAAGACUCUACUGAAUGGAGUCUUCCCUGCGUUGGAUCAGCAUGGGGUGGCACUGGGUGCCGCACGGGCUGCCAAAGCAGGGCGGCCUAUAGCAGGGCUUUCAUGCCUCAUUGCAUAUGCUGAGAUGUCAUCUGCCAAUCUGAACAGAAAUCGGAUCAACUACAAGAUCCGUCCCAAAUGGCACAGUUGGUGCCACAUUAUCUUCGGUCUCAAGGACAACGAUGAGAACCCGAGGAAUCACAAGACUUUAGCCGAAGAGUCAAUGCUGGGAAAAUUGACCAAAUUGGCAAGUAGAGGUAUUGCACUCAAGAAAACGGAGGAGUACACUUUCCGCAUGACAGACGCCAUACAUAAAGCUCUUACCCGACAGCAUCCCGCUCUCAAGCUAACUUGCUGUGCACUCAUCGCGCCCUUUUGUUCUCCCGUCUUCGUCAUGUUGACUCGUGCAAUCCAAAUGGCCAAGGCCUGUGCGGUUGCCGGGAGGCCCGCCAUCCUCGAGCGCAUCACCCAAUGGGAAGGUGUGGUCAACACCCUGAAGGCAGCCAUUGCGGUGGCGACCUGGGACGACCCACAGGUGCUCUUGCGAGAGAUGGAAGGAUGCCGCCUACCCCUGGCGAAUAUCGUCGAGCCGAUGCUGGGUGGUGGCAAUGCUGAAGGGGCAUACGACACGCUCGCGGAGGUCUACAAGAACACGCCCGAUGGGUUUUUGGCAUUGUGCCCCUACCCGCCGGGAGGCGAGGUCGACCUGCUGAUCGUAUCAGACUCAUCACUUGCUCUGGUACCUGACCCCAACGCAGGGAAGGCUUCGUGUUUUUCCGGAGGCGAUCUUCUGAAGCCCUGGGGAGACAUCCGUGGCAUAUAUACCAAAAUGUUGUGGGGCAAAGGCUUGAACCAUAUGGUCCAGUAUAUCCCCGAGGCCAUCGAUGACAUCGAGUCCACCAAUCGUGCACAUGGUCGCCCGGUUUUGCCGGUGUUGGUCAUCGUGCAUUUGGAAGACGACGUCAUCAACCGGAAGUAUGUCACCAACUUCCUCCAAGCCGUCGCUGAUUGCCACCUUGCCUACCUCAAGCUCAUCAGCGUCGACGAUCACUUGAGAACACUCCCAAGAAUUGACGAUCUCCAGGAGCAGAAGAACUACCCGAAUCUCACCAUCCUCAAGGCCGCGUACCAGCUUGAAAUCGAUUCGAAUGUAUCCUCCCCAAAAGAUCUUCCUCAGCGACCUGAUCCUGAGAAGCUCAUGUUGGAUGCAGAUGUCGAGAUUUUCAACUGGGUGCUUCAAGCUGAGGAGAGCGCCGCAGCCUCUGCCGACCGGGAGGUCGAGUCCUGGAUGCGAGACAUUCCUGAAGAGGACCAGGCAUUGGAACCCAUGCACAAUGACAACGCUGAUUCGGACGAUGAGGCUGUCAAAGUUCAGGCCCUCACCAUGGAUGAUCGAAUUUUGGCGAGGCGAAAAGGCCUAUCAGAGGAGCACGACCAAGAAUGGCAAGAUGCCACCUAUGCGGCCGAGGAUGAAGACGAGGACUUCAAAGGGUGGGACCUCAUUGAGGAUGACAAACGCCCGCCGGGAGUCGUGGCCAGUGACCCAGUACAUGAAGAGGAAAAGGAGCUGGACCUUGACGACCUCGAGACGGUGGCUUCGGUGGAGAUUGUCGAUGAAGAGGAGUUCCACGACGCUGAGGAGGGGCAGGCCGAGCCGAUCGAUGAUGAUGACGAUGACGACAUGGCCGUGAUCGACAAGGUCUCUUCUAUGCAGGCCUCGAAGUCUGAUGCACGGGGGGACCCGGAGCCCAUGGAUGUUGAUGAUCAGGGCAACAAGAUGGUCCAGAGUACGGCAUCAGCGAAGACCUGGAAGACGGAGAUGGCCCAGAGCUCGUCAUCGGCAAAGACGUGGAAAACUGAGAUGGCUCAGAGCACCUCAUCUGCAAAGACAUGGCGAACGGACACCACUGCAGCUGCGUCGGCGGGAGCCACGCCUUCUGACCCGACUUCCAAGCUCAAGCCCAAGAAGAAGGCCAUGCCAAAGAGAUUGAAGGUUGUGGAUGAGGGACAUGGGCCAAGUGCUGAGCAGUUUGACACGUCGAAAUUUGCCACAGCACAGGAUCUGGUUUGGAUUGAGCCGGACAACAUGGCAGGAGUUCCUGUGCGCAAGGUGGACUACGGAAGGCUUGGAUCAAUUUCCCAUGCUAUGUCCGACUACCUCCGUGGCCAUCGAUUGUUUCACAGGAGGCCAUCACCUGAGAUUCGGAGGACUGAUUUGUCAAUGGACUUCAAGGCAUUGGUGAGGCAUCUCCAAGGGGAUUUUGCGCACCUCCGAGAAGAAGAAGUCUUGAUGGUCGUGCGCAACUCUCCGAUGCGUCGCUUCAGAGUCCAGGUGAACGGCUUGUCGUCCGGAAAGCUCAGGUGGACGCCAGUGAGGAUCAGGGCCAUUCAGGGCCAUCGGGCCUUUCUCGUGGAGCAAGGGGGGAUGUCAAGCAUGAUCAAAACGAUGUUCACUUUUGAUGAGAACUUCGACCAGACCAAGAUUGACGACCCAUCGGUCCACCCCGCUUUCUCCGCGAUGCCGGCAGACUGGAUCUCGAACCAGCCGAUGAUCAACGCCUUUGAUAUGCGUUCGGGCGAAUUUUUCUAUAUCAACAGGGCUUAUGUCAACCAUCGGAAGGCUUACCAGGAAGUCCUCAAGCAGGCCAAGGCCGAGUUUGAUCCGUCGGAUGUUCUCAUGAGCCGCAUGGAGAUGUUGAUGGAAAAUGCCCAGUUGAACUUUGAAGGCAUCAAAGAGCGCAUUGAGUUUGGCAAGCUCCUCCCCUUUUCCAGGCGUGAAGACAUUGAGGUCGAAAAGAGCACUGCCACCCGGGAGGGUGAGCCGGCAUCAGGUUCUCAGCUGGUGUCCGGCUACACCGUUGGAAAGAUGGCCGCCAUGACAAGCACGGAUGCAUGUGGCUUCCAACGUCGUGGACGGAAUGGACCCGGUGGUGGAAAUUGGAACCGAGGGCAAGGUCGACACGGAUUUGAGUUGCAAUUCAAGGACAUUUCCUACAACCAGAUCCAAGACACGCCUCAGGUGCGCUGUAGCCAUCCGAUCUGCGGAUAUCUGAUGAUGGAUGGGCAUUUGAAAUGCCCGCGCUGCUUCCGGCAGAUGGAACCCGUGACCGAUGCCAACAUCGCCACGGAAGUUGCCCGCCGGGAGGCGAUGGCCCGUACCAGAGGAGUGCCCUUCUCCAUGGACAAGGUGAUCUUCAACCACCCGCGAAGAGGCAGAGUAGCCAGGCAGCCGGAGAAGGGAUCAUCAUCUUCUUCGACAGCCGUCCGGACCAGAAGCACCUAUGGCAACUUGAGAGACAUGGCCAAAAACUACGUCAGAUCUUUCAAGAAAAGGGGCUUCAAGGACCUUGUUGACCGACUCGUCCGCGACCCGUUCUUUCAGUUCAAUGCGGCGAAUCAAAACUUGGUGCCGGAGGCCUUGCUCUUCAUUGAGCGUUUGGCUGGCUGCGUGAGCCCGACCAUUGAGCGCACCAAAGCUCAGGUUCUUGGCGAAAAGCUUGAGAUGGCCACCAAGUUGAUCUUUGUGCCAUCGUCGGAGCGGGAGCCCGACCAACCCUUGGAUCUUCACACCGAGGUGUUUGUGUCGCAUCGGGGCGUCUUUCUCGACAUUGGCCAAUUCGCAGUCUAUGUGGCGAAGUUCAUCAAGCCAAGGCAAAGGCCUCUACCCAUUGUUUAUGGAUGGGGCAAUCGUGACUUUGUGCCUGAUGCUUCAGAUGCCAAGGAGAUCGCGAAGGAAUUGGUGGAGUUCAGCAAGCUGCAAUGGUCGAACUUUGCCUCCCAACAGACGCACAAGGAGUCUGAAACCACCGGCGACGACCGGGAGGUCAGUCUUCCUCAUGCAAGUGCAGCCAUCAGCCGACCUGAACAUGAACGACCCCACCACGAGCAAUUUGAGCCAAAUCUUGGCAAGCCUGCUCGCGGCGGUCCUUACGGCCAAGGCGGUGGUGGAAAAGGUCAUCACAAAGGUGGAGGACAGACCAAAGGAAAGGGACAGCGGAAGGGGAAGGGCAAGCAAGGCAGAAGCCCACCGGGAGGUGUGGCCUACGGUGACUUUGAAGGAGAUUCCUACUGGGUUCAGGGCUACCGCUACACGUGGUACUGGAAUCAACAGCGAGGUCAGUCACUGCAUCUCUACCCGUACUUAGGUCAACUUGCGGCGGCGGACUACAG
Molecule: messenger RNA, 8768 nt
Organism: Cladocopium goreaui
Lineage: Eukaryota; Dinophyceae; Suessiales; Symbiodiniaceae
Source: the annotation of a GenBank genome assembly